AUGCCUUCCGCGCCUACCUUCAACUACUACGCCGCCCUUGAGGUGGACAGCCGCGCGACCCAUCAAGAGAUCACGACCGCCUUCCGUCGUCUGGCACGAAUCCACCACCCGGACAAGAAUCCCGACAACCAGGAAUCUGCCACGGAGGCCUUCCAGAAGAUCCAACUUGCAUAUGAGACCCUAUCGAGCCCCGCCAGUCGUGCUGCUUACGAUGCUCGCCACCCACCCGCCGGUCCCCCGCCGGCUUCCUGGUCUGGAGCCCGAAGAUCAGCAAACUACCGCUCUCCUCAAUGGUCGUCUUCUGAAGGAUCCAACGAGGACAACGGCCAAAACUAUGCGAGUGACGAAGAGUUCUGGGACGAUGACGCCCUAAGAGACCAGUUCAUGUACCAUUUCUUGUCAUCACUAUUCGCCAGCACCGACAUGGCGCAAGAACGCCGCGAUGCCUUCAACGCCGCGGCCCGCGAAGAGAUGGGUCGCGAGCAGCAGGCUCGGUUCAGGGAACUCAACGCGCAGCGCCGCGAGCGCGAGGAAGCCGAGGCGGCGGCCAAGAAGCGACGGCAGGACGCCAAGCAAGCCGCGGAGGAGGCCAAGGCGAAGGCCCAGGAGGAGCUGAUGGCUCAGGAGAAAGCCAAGCAGGAAGCGCGCUGGGCCAGCGCGAACGCCCGCACCGCCGACGAGCGCGCCAAGACGUGCCUCCACUCCGGCCACUGCGGCAAGAUCCAGCAGCGCCAGAAGCUCAAGUGCGGCGCCUGCCACGCCAGGCGCGGCAUCACCGCCUUCGAGUGCCCGCACUGCCAGCUGCUCAUCUGCCAGCAGUGCGUCGGCCACUUCGCCAAGAAGCGCGCUGCCGCUGACAAGCCGCGGCCGCCGCCACCAUCCUCGAAGCCCGAGCGGCCCAAGCCGGCCGCCGACACCCCAUCCCAGAAAGCAGAAGACGAAGGAAAGGCAGAAGCGGGUUUGAAAACCGAGGCUGCCCAGAGUCAGAGUCACAAGAAUGGUGGUGGUAAUCGCAAGGGACCGGUAGACGGCCAGCAGCAGCCCAAGAAGAAGUGGAAGAAGACCUGCUUCAAGUGCCACAAGGAGGGACAUAUCGCCCAUGAUUGUUGGCAGAAGGCCGCCAACGCCAACGGCAAUGGUGGGGCCGGAAAGCCUGGGCCAAAGAGCAACGGCAAUAAGAAGAACGGUGGCAAGUGAGGAGGAGGGGAAAGCAGUCAGUUUCGAUGCCCCUUAGAUUAAUUACAUAGGUGCCAUGGUCCCGAAGCUAAGGAAAUACGUCGAGAAUAUGGUAAUGGCGAAACGGAAUGGAUGAUAUCGGGGAGUUUGGCAAACCUC
Molecule: messenger RNA, 1335 nt
Organism: Hypoxylon fragiforme
Lineage: Eukaryota; Fungi; Ascomycota; Sordariomycetes; Xylariales; Hypoxylaceae
Exons: 2
Coding region: 1-1197 (398 amino acids)
Molecular function (GO): nucleic acid binding; zinc ion binding
Source: RefSeq, a predicted model, not a curated record